This is a messenger RNA of Polyodon spathula (Mississippi paddlefish), 1746 nucleotides long. It is a transcript of the gene psme3, whose product is annotated as proteasome activator subunit 3. Bases 104 to 880 code for a protein of 258 amino acids. The transcript has 11 exons. Gene Ontology annotation, cellular component: proteasome activator complex; cytoplasm; nucleoplasm. NCBI's taxonomy places the organism in Eukaryota, Metazoa, Chordata, Actinopteri, Acipenseriformes, Polyodontidae. Gene Ontology annotation, biological process: regulation of G1/S transition of mitotic cell cycle; regulation of proteasomal protein catabolic process; positive regulation of endopeptidase activity. The record is from RefSeq and is a predicted model, not a curated record. Gene Ontology annotation, molecular function: endopeptidase activator activity.
UAGCGUGUAGCUGUGAAUAGCAGCCGAGUCUAGAGAUCCGCAUAGUGCAGACGUUUUGCUUGUAAUACUUUCACAAUACUCUACCUUUUUGUCUGCAACUAGAAUGUCUUAUCUUCUCAAGGUGGAUAAUGCAAUCAAGACAAAGGUUGAUGCUUUCAGAGAACGAAUUACUGGUGAAGCAGAGGACUUGGUGGCAAAUUUCUUUCCAAAGAAAUUAUUGGAACUAGAUAAUUUUCUGAAGGAGCCUAUCUUAAACAUUGUGGAAUUAAAAGAUAUCCAUUCAGAAAUAAACUUGACGGUGCCAGACCCAAUCUUGCUCACAAACAGUCAUGAUGCAUUGGAACAUCAAAAUGCCAAAAAGAGAAAGCUGGAUGAUGAUGCAGGUGAUGGAAAUUGUCAAGUGGCAGGUACCAAGGUAUUUGUGAUGCCCAAUGGGAUGAUGAGGAGUAAUAAGCAGCUGGUGGACCUUAUAGAAAAAGUGAAGCCAGAGAUCAGGACUCUUAUAGAAAAAUGCAAUACAGUUAAAAUGUGGGUUCAGCUGUUAAUUCCAAGAAUAGAAGAUGGCAACAACUUUGGUGUAUCUAUUCAGGAAGAGACUGUAGCGGAGCUCCGGACUGUUGAGGGGGAGGCGGCUUCCUAUCUGGACCAGAUUUCAAGAUACUACAUCACAAGAGCAAAACUGGUGUCCAAAAUAGCUAAAUAUCCACAUGUGGAGGACUACCGGUGCACGGUGACGGAAAUUGACGAAAAAGAGUACAUCAGCCUGAAAAUCAUUGUGUCCGAACUGAGGAAUCAAUACGUAACACUGCAUGACAUGAUUCUCAAAAAUAUUGAGAAGAUCAAGAGACCCAGAAGCAGCAAUGCAGAGACCCUUUAUUAGGAAAGAACUUUUUUAUUUUAAUUUUUUUUUAAAGGGAAUCCAAGUACUGUUAUCAUAGCUGAAGACCAUGAUUGCCUUGGGUUUGUUUCCGAGCAAAUGGACUGUCAAGAUUGGAAUAACUGGCUGGAAUUGUAAAGCAUACGAUACUUCAAGCUUCUAUGUUAGUAUGAAAAAAGAAACUUAUUUUUUUUAUGUUUUUGUGAUGUGUUGCAAUUUUAAACCUCAGGUAUUCUUUCUUGAGAAUGCUUACUUCAUACGGAAGAAUGUCUUCUACGAACCAAGAUAAGAACCAUUAGUAUGCUUCAUGUUAAGUGCUAUAAAGACUUGUUUCUCUUUCUCUCUGUAACAGGUCUUCAGUUACAAUGAUACCUUUUUAUAGCGCUUGUAAUUUAGAGAUUGGGACUUCAAUUGUGCUGAACUGGACCAAUUUUACAAACUACCCAUUUCUCAAAUAAUUUCAUUACUUUUGGUUCCCUUUUAAAAUCCUGCUUUUUUUUUUUUUUUUUUUUUUUUAAAGCAUGUUUUUGAAAACAAUAUGUUCAAUACCUUUAUUACUUGGUUUCAGUUCUGUUGCAAUUUUCGGAUUUAUCUCAGACGACUUUGUUCCAGAGAGAAGAAUUUGAAGAUGUGUAGCACAUUGUAUAGUUUUACAACAGGUUUUCAGAUCUUUAGUAUUCUGUAACCAAGAAAUGGUCUACAGUAUAUUUAAAGUGAGGUGCCUCCUGUUUGACUUAUCAAAGCACCACUGUUUUGCAUUGGUCGAAGUAAAUAUAAAGAGUAAGCGGCUGUCCAAAUUAAACAAGAGGCAUUUGAGACUACCAUAGUCACACUUUUAUGUUUAUAAAAGAAAGGAAUGACAUCACGUU